AUGGCUAGUUCUAAUCCUACUAAUAUCAUCAAUGCUACCAAUGAUCACAACACAUCUUGUUCCAACAAUAAUCCUAUUAGUACUAAUAAUAACAAGUUGUACAAAGGUGUGAGGAAGAGAAAAUGGGGAAAAUGGGUAUCUGAAAUUAGGCUUCCAAAUAGCCGUGAGAGAAUAUGGUUAGGAUCAUAUGACUCACAAGAGAAAGCUGCUAGAGCAUUUGAUGCAGCCCUUUAUUGUCUACGUGGUCCUCAAGCUAGUUUCAACUUCCCUAAUACCCCUCUUACCAUCAAUGUAGCUGCUCAUAACUCUCUUACCCCACAAGAGAUUCAAGAGAUUGCAGCUAGGUUUGCCAAUGAGUACACACCACCAAUUGAGUUGAGUAGUACUCCUGAAGAAGAAGAAGAUCAACAAGUGCCAUUGUUAGAGUCACAAAAUGAUGCCAAUUCUAAUUCUUAUUCAUCUCCUUUUUAUGAUAAUGAGGGUGAUUUGAGGAGGAUGGAUUGGACAUUUGAGGAUAUGCUGGAUGACAUGAAUAAUGGAGUUGCUAAUGGCUCUCAUUUUGGUUAUUAUGGGCUAGAAAAGAUGCAAUACUCGAGUGAGAUACAAUAUUCCAAUCAACUUUUUGUGGAGGACACUGUGGACCAAAUUGAAUAUCUUCUUCAAAAUAUCCUUCCAUAUACGAUUCAGGUUGCAGUAGAUCUCACAUUCCAACCGCAACCAAGUCGAAUAAUGGAUUAUGCAGUAAAGUCCCUAAAGGAACAAGGAGAUAUCGUUGGUGAAGGUAAUGCGAGAAGAAUCUCACCCGAAGAAUCUACGAGAAUUGAAAUUAGAGAUGCAAGCCAGUUACCCGCACCUCUUUAA
This is a messenger RNA of Vicia villosa (hairy vetch), 861 nucleotides long. RefSeq names its product ethylene-responsive transcription factor ERF018-like. The record is from RefSeq and is a predicted model, not a curated record. Lineage: Eukaryota; Viridiplantae; Streptophyta; Magnoliopsida; Fabales; Fabaceae. The transcript is spliced from 2 exons. Bases 1 to 861 code for a protein of 286 amino acids. Gene Ontology annotation, molecular function: DNA-binding transcription factor activity; DNA binding. Gene Ontology annotation, biological process: regulation of DNA-templated transcription.